GCGUCACAUGAAGAGAAACACAACACACACAGGGAAGGUUGAGUUGCUGUCCGAGGAAAGACAAGAUCAUGUCGUCUCCAGAAAUUGCUUCCUUAUCCUGGGGCCACAUGAAGGUCAAAGGUUGCUCCACAUCCUAUAAAGACUGUAAAGUGUGGCCUGGUGGCAGCCGUGCAUGGGACUGGCGUGAAACCGGCACAAAUCAUCAUCCAGGUGUGCAGCCGUCCGAUUUAGAGGAGAUUUUGAGGAAAGGAGUGCAGACGCUGGUUAUAGGAAGAGGGAUGAGUGAAGCUCUGCAGGUUCCUCCGUCCACCUUAGAUUACGUGAAGAAGCAGGGAGUCGACGUUCAGGUGUUUCAGACGGAGCAGGCUGUCAGAGAAUACAACGCUUUAGCAGGAAAAGGAGAAAAAGUGGGCGGAGUUUUCCACUCCACCUGCUGAAGACAUUAACACAACCUGCUAAUUACACUUACUACAGAGUUUAAUGUGCCUUACUCUUCAAACGAACACUGUUUUCUUAAUUUAGGCUUCAGGAUUGUGUCUUUGUGUUAGUGAAAAUGAAAACAAAUUGAAAACAAUUGUGCUCAGAAAAUACUAUAUUAGCAAACGCAUACACAAGGAAUACAAAUGAACAAAAUGAUUUAUUUUGGAUAAAAAAUAACAGUGAAAGCGUCUGAUUUUUGUCUCGGCUGUUAAUUGCAGAUAUGUACACGACAGCUCAACAUUGUAGGAUCAGGAUUUAUUUAAUCAGGUCAACAAGACUGCAUUUAUUUGAUCCAAAAAUACAAUAAAACAGUAAUAUUGUGAUAUCAAACUGUUUGAUUUUGAUGUUUUACAAUAUUAUUUUUUAUUACGAGAUUCGAAGCUGAAUUUACUCUAGUCUUCAGUGUCACAUGCUCCUUCAUAAAUCAUUAUAAUUUGCUCAUUUACUGUUAUAUUAUGAUUAUUACUGGUCAAUAAACAUUCUUAUAAUAUUUAAUGUUGAA
Molecule: messenger RNA, 982 nt
Organism: Danio rerio (zebrafish)
Lineage: Eukaryota; Metazoa; Chordata; Actinopteri; Cypriniformes; Danionidae
Gene: aamdc
Product: adipogenesis associated, Mth938 domain containing
Cellular component (GO): cytoplasm
Source: RefSeq, marked provisional